AUGGGAAGCACAAAAGCUGACCAGUGUCAAGGAGACCAACCGUCCGAUUCCGGGCGAGACAAUCCGUCCGUUUCCGGACGAAACAACCCGUCCGUCUCCGGACGAACCGACCGGCCGGUGCCUCGGGUGGGGACCUACAUCCAACGGUCCGACGUGGAACAACGGAGCCGGAAAAUGGCGUUUCUCGCAACACCCCCGCCACCCCCGAGCCACCGCCGACGACCACCGGUCCUCUCGGACUCGCCAGCCUCCGCCGUCAUCACCAUCGCCGCCGCCACCAAGCCUACAACGACACCGACCGACGCACGCCGCCCAGCCCGACCACCAUCACGACCGACACAUCGAUCAACGCAUCAUGCCACCGCGCGCCAACCGGCGCCCUCCACGGCCGGGUUAACGGCCACCGUGCGGCGACCGAUGCCUCCUGGAGCGGGAGGCCAGCCAGCAUUGAGCACCGCCGGGCGACCAGCUACAAAGUCGCGCCAACCCCCGACCGGCACACCUCGGUCGGCGCCAUCAGACGCGCGCGAAGCGGAUAACCCGACAGUCGAGCCAACGACGAUCUCACCGUCCUCGCACGGUGACGGCAGACGAUCAGACGCCGCGUGCCGAUCGACCACGCGUCCACCGGCACCCUCCACCGCCGUGCCGCCGACCAUCGCGCAACGACCGGCGCCCCCUACAGCGGUGGGCCAACCGCACCCCGUGCAGGUUACCCUGGGGAACGGACGAACGGUCGACGUUCCGUUCUACGCCGCCACCAUCUCGCGGCGAUAUAAAGUGCGCACCCCGGACGGCCGCUGGAUCAUCCGAUUCAAUCGGCGUGGUCAGCCACGGAUGAUCCGCCAACUGCCUCACCCCCCGUAA
Messenger RNA from Nylanderia fulva, 867 nucleotides. The record is from RefSeq and is a predicted model, not a curated record. Lineage: Eukaryota; Metazoa; Arthropoda; Insecta; Hymenoptera; Formicidae.